GAAGUGGCCCAAAAUUACACGCAGCCUGCCCCUCCCAGACGCUCUCUGCCCUCGCUCCCCUUCCAUCCUCGUCUUCCCCGCCGCCGCCCAGAUCCGGCGUCCCUGGCCCCGGCGGCCCGCAGCUCGCGGCAGGCCGCCCGGUCGGUCUCUCCUCACUAUCGAGGCUCGGCCCGGCCCCGCUGGGCAGCUCCUCCCCGACGCCCUCCUGCAGGAAGCAAAGCCCUCCGACGUCUCAACAGUUGUCCACUCGUGCAAACUAGCAGUUUCUUUUACCACCAGAAAGGAAAAGGGAGACACGGAUCACGAUGGCGUUGCGGCAGGCGCUGGGAUGGUCAGACGGGGAGCUGAUGCGGCCGGAGUCCAAGCCCUGCUCCCGCCUGAUGCGUCACACCGCGGGCAUCUUCUCUGUGGGUGGCGCCCUCGCUUCCUGGGUUCUCUGUCGCCUUCACUAUGGUCCGAGGAUAACGGUCCCGAGGAGCGUGAGGUGGGCGUCCUGUGGAGCGAUCUGCACGAGCACGGCGUCCGCGUCGCUGGUGCGGCUCUUGAGCCCGGAGUGCGAGCCACAGAACAUAGCGGCUUACGACAGGCCUGAACAUAAGCCUGCAUAGUGGUACAUCUAUCUUGGAGGUGAGGUUCUUGAUCACCUAUUCCAGGAGAUGGAGACAUUUAUCUGCCAUUGUCGUGUGAGAGAGGUUCAUUUACGCAUAACCUAGCUGCCCAGGAGUUCAAUAAUGUGUCAUUUUUCCUGGCCGUUGCUGCUGAGUUUUUUCUUCUUCUGAAAGUGCCGUAUUCAGUAACUCUGGUCUCAAGCAGAGUGCUCGCUCUUGCUCUGUUGGAAGUGAUUUCUCAACUCCACAGUCUAACUGAAAGAGAAACCUAGUUGGGCAAAGGCAGUCUGGCGCCACCGUCUACUGGCCGACCGACGUUCGUUGCGGCGGCACAGCAGCGUCGGAGUUAGUGGCAUUGACGCGCGAAGAAGGGGCACGAUCGAGGAAAACGGGUGGCUCGCUGCUGUUUUGCUCAUUACUACUGUACUCGUGAUGGAUCGACUCCAUCACCUACUAGCUCGUUGUCGGUGUUAAUGCAUGGCAACCGCUGAUUAAUGAGUAUGCUCUUCAAUUAA
Aegilops tauschii subsp. strangulata is the source of this 1123-nucleotide messenger RNA. RefSeq lists its product as uncharacterized. The record is from RefSeq and is a predicted model, not a curated record. NCBI's taxonomy places the organism in Eukaryota, Viridiplantae, Streptophyta, Magnoliopsida, Poales, Poaceae.